Molecule: messenger RNA, 1101 nt
Organism: Zychaea mexicana
Lineage: Eukaryota; Fungi; Mucoromycota; Mucoromycetes; Mucorales; Lichtheimiaceae
Product: peptidase M24, structural domain-containing protein
Exons: 9
Coding region: 1-1101 (366 amino acids)
Biological process (GO): proteolysis
Molecular function (GO): metalloaminopeptidase activity
Source: RefSeq, a predicted model, not a curated record
AUGCCAACUACAACGUGUUCGUCUCUAGGCUGCAAGGAGGCAGCCAAUUUGCAAUGCCCGACUUGCUUGAAGCAAAACGUUGUAGAAGGUUCCUUCUUUUGCUCGCAAGACUGUUUCAAAAAGAGCUGGGUAAUUCAAGCAAAAAAAGAUCUGUUUACCAGUUUGUCGUCGAUAUUAACAAUGCUUUUUUGUUGUCAAUCAGGAGCAAAAUACGAUCCCUUCUCAACAUUCGGAUAUACUGGAAAAUUACGUCCAGUCUAUCCGCUUUCUCCUCGCCGUCAAAUCCCUGAACAUAUUGAGCGACCAGAAUAUGCGGAAACGGGCAUUCCCAAAACCGAAUUCACGCCGAUUCGAAACAAGAUUAGAGUGUUGUCACCAGAGGAAAUCCAAGCGACUCGAGAAGCUUGUCGGAUCACGCGUGAAGUGCUCGAAACGGCAGCUGCUGCGGUUCGUGUAGGUGUCACUACGGAUGAAAUUGACCGAAUUGUUCACGAAGCAACGAUCGAGCGCGGCGCAUAUCCUUCACCACUCAACUACCAUUAUUUCCCCAAAUCAUGCUGCACAUCAGUGAAUGAAGUCAUUUGUCAUGGUAUCCCUGAUCAACGGCCGUUGGAGGAUGGCGAUCUUCUCAACAUUGACAUUUCCUGCUUCUACAACGGCUUCCAUGGCGAUGCAAAUGCAACCUACCUCGUCGGCGAUAACGUCAACCCUGUUGCCAAAAAGCUCGUUCAAGUUACCCGAGAAUGCUUAGAAAAGUCGAUCGCUGCUGUCAAACCGGGCAUGCGAUAUCGCGAUUUUGGCAAGAUUAUUGAAGAUCAUGCAACAGCAAAUGGGUUCUCGGUAGUACGAGCGUUCUGUGGACACGGUAUUAAUCAAUUGUUUCACUGUGCUCCCGAUGUGCCUCAUUAUGCCAAUAACAAGGCUGUCGGUAUUUUGAAGCCAGGUCAUAUCUUUACCAUUGAACCCAUGCUGUGUGAAGGUGUUUACGAUGAUUUGUUAUGGCCGGAUGGAUGGACGGCUACCACUAAGGAUGGCAAAUUAUCAGCACAAUUCGAGCAUACUAUGCUCGUUACCGAAACCGGCGUCGAGGUUUUGACUUGA